Stylonychia lemnae is the source of this 2154-nucleotide messenger RNA. NCBI's taxonomy places the organism in Eukaryota, Ciliophora, Spirotrichea, Sporadotrichida, Oxytrichidae. The record is from the annotation of a GenBank genome assembly.
AUGUCAAAAGACCAAAGUGAAAUAAAGUAGUUGGUCUCACAAUUAGAAUCCCAUUUAAAUCACGUAGAGCUUAGCAUUAAGAAGCAGAUCAAAGUUCAUUCAAAGUCCACAGAUGCUGAACUUGAUGACUUAUUCUUAUCUGAAGAUUUCAACAAGCAUCUACUAAUAAACAAUAUACAGAUAUUAAAGCAAUUCAACGCAAAGCUGUCCUCUAAUGAUCUUGAGAACAUUGAGAAUUAGUGUUUUGACUAAGCAACUAAUAGACUUAAAACUUAUCUAGAGCUUCUUAACGAGCACAUUAUAAAGAUUAUUGAAUCAGAGUCAGAUGAGUUCCUCUAAGUUGCAGCGAAACUAGAAAGCUUCAAAGAUAUACUUGGUGAUCUCAAGGACUCUGUCAAGGAUUUUCACUCUGCCUUCAAAAAUGAAAAGACACAGACUUAAGAUAUUUUUGCAUACAUGCAAUAAUAAUACGAAGAGCUAAAUAUCAUAAUUUAUGAAAAGGAGAAACUUUAAAACCUAGUCAACAUUUAGGAGUAAUUCUGCUAGAUGGAAUAAUUGAUAAAGUCAUAUGACAUUAUUGCUUAGUAAGCAGCUGAAGAUAGUUAUCUUGAACUUGAGUAAUGCAUUAGAAUCUUAUCUGAUCUAAAGCAGUCAAGUGUAAUUGAUAUCAACACUCAGCAGAAUCUGGCUUUAGUAGAGAGAGAUCUAACUAGCAAAUUAAUGGCUCUAACAUCAAACUUAAUAUAGAAAUCACAGAUAUUUAAGCACAAAUCGUAAUCUGAUGAGGAUUAAUUGUACUUUGAGAAAUGUUAAUUGUCAAGCAUUUUGAGGUGCUUUAAACUACUUUAAAUCUAAAAAUCAUUUUUUGACUUACUCCAGAAUUAUAUUGUGAGGCCCGCUAUCAAUUCUCUAGUCAAAAAGGCCUUUGAUGCUAAAAGUAAUGUUAUAUCAGUGAUGAAGGGUGAUAAAGACUAGCUGCUGCCUUUUUAGAUCUAUAUCAAUGGUAUUUAAACUGAGUUAUUGGAGGGGACGCUAAGAAGCCUUUUAGAGAUAACUCUAACUAAUGAAGAUGAUUACAAUUUUGUGGCAGAUUUCAAUGUGAUUCAGGACUGCGUUUGGCCAAUUAUGAUUAAGAGUCUGGAUCAGCAAUUAUCGUUUGUAUUCUCAUCGGGGUUACAGAUGUUUUAAAAGAAUUUUGUUAUUGCCAAGUAAUUCACUGAGUAUCUUGACAAGAAAUUUAAUUUGACAAGCUUUGCUGAUGAACUUAUUCUUAGAUUUAAUGUUUAGACUUACCUCAACGUAUUAGUCAUUGAAAAUACAGAUAAAUUUUCUUAAGAAAUAGAGAAGUAGUUCGACUAAACAAAUGACAGUAUAAAGCCUUUGCAUCAAAUAACCAUUAGUUAUGCUGUGAAAGUUCUGAAAGACGAUCUCUAUUUGGAGGAAAUCGGUGAUAAACUGAUUAAACUUUCUAUUCAAUUCAUAGUUAGACACCUUAACUUUGUAAUGGAUAAGGUAAAUGAGAGGAAAAGUAUGGCAACAGAAAGAAUCUUAUUUAUACUAGAAGAUUUAAGUGCAUUGCAGUUGGAUAUUAAGAAUAUUCUACAGCCUUUGAUAUUGGUUCGACUUAGUUUCAUGGGAGGAUAGAAAGGGGACUAGGAAGAAUUAUAGGUAAAAUUUGUGAAUCCAUUACUCAAAGAACUUAAGUUGAGAUUUGAUUUACUAGCUUAGCCUUGCAUUCAGGGUAUCAGCACAAAGAUACAUCAAAGAUUGACUGAAAACAUCUAGGCUUUUAAGUAAGUGCCAGCUAUGUAUAGAAUGACUAACAGAGAUGUAUAAAAUCAGCCCAGUCAGUUUCUACAAAACAUGCUGAAUCCUCUAUAAAACCUCAGUGAGUAGAAAUUAUUCAGCACUCUUAGUGAAAACGUUAAGCAUAAGCUGUAUGAUAAUGUGCUCCAAAGCUGCUUAAAGGAAAUUUCAAACCUACUAGAGGAAAUACUUGGAGAAGAAAAAAAGAUGCAUGAAUCUUUGAUGAAGUAUAAAAAGAACAAUGCUGGUGAAAAUGUGCUAACAGAUUAUGAUAAAAUGCUUAUACAAUUCUAUAUAGUAAGUUAAACUCAAAUUUAUGAUUUAAAUAUAGGAUAUAAAAGAAUUUGA